UGUGUGGGACAUGGCCAAGGUACCCCAAGGCCUGGAGGGCGUCACGCACGUGUUCACGUUCUGGCAGGGCAUCCCCGCCUCAGCAAAGGAUGCGCUGGGGGCCAUGUUUGCGGCCUCGUCCACAACCGUGGGCAUUGCGGUCGUGGACAAAGGAGCAGGAGUGCUCAUGGAGCGGCAGCUAGGACAGCACGGGUUUGGGCCACUGGAGCUGGUGAAGCAGUUUGCUGUGCGCAUGUACGGCAGCAACUCCCAGAAGCAAGUGUGGGUGUUCAAGAAGCCCGGCGCAGUGUACAGGGAGCUGCCGGAGGAGAAGCUGGUGGACUACGCCCCCUACGUCCACCAGCCGCACCUGCCCGUCCCCCCGCGCAUUGAGUGGAUGCACGCGCUGUACCAGGCGGCGCUGGCGGAGGAG
Messenger RNA from Chlamydomonas reinhardtii, 412 nucleotides. RefSeq lists its product as uncharacterized. NCBI's taxonomy places the organism in Eukaryota, Viridiplantae, Chlorophyta, Chlorophyceae, Chlamydomonadales, Chlamydomonadaceae. The annotation marks the transcript as partial. The record is from RefSeq and is a predicted model, not a curated record. The transcript is spliced from 2 exons.